GCUUAGCGCUAGGUCUAGCGCCUUUUCGAUUUCGUCGGCGCCGAAAGUUCAGAGUGUGGCGCGCAGCGCCCAUUUUGUGGCAGUCUAGGGCGUUUUGGUAUUGACAAACUUCAUUGAAAUAUUACUGAUAUUCAAGGAUUUCACGGACCUCCAAGCGCUUGUGCGAGACCGAUUUGGCGCCUUCUCGUUGGAGAGCUGUCAACACUGUACAUGCGUCGUUGCUUAAUUUUGCGACACGUCAUUCAUACAUUCGUCGUCACUCGGCAGUUUCGAAAGCUUUCACUGGCGGCUGCUUAUUACAAGCUACAAUCUUAUUUCAAUACUCAAGUAUAAUCUCUAAGAAAUCUGUGAAUAUAACCUCAGAGUAAUUUGUGCAACUGAGAAAAAAGUACACGCGGAAUAUUGUCUCCUGAGAUAAUAUUUAUUUAAAAACAUGAACAUGGGAGAGGAAGACGAAUACGCGUGUGUGAACAGGAGCCGGCUGGUAAUCAAAGAUGAUUCUGGAAUCAAGAACAAGAAAAAAAGGAAGGCUGACAAGGCCACUGAAAAAGUAAUUGAGAUGGAAGUAAAGCAGCCCAUUAAAGAACACACUCCUGAACAAAGGCGGACCAAGGCUGAACUCUCGUUCAAAAAGAUGCAGGAGAAGAUGCAAAAACAAAGGACACAACGAAAAGCUGAGAGGACUCACAAACAGCGUGUGGAAAAAUUCAACCAACAUUUGGACAGUCUGACUGAGCACUUUGACAUUCCCAAAGUCUCCUGGACUAAAUGAGUGCAUUACAUUUACAGUGUAGAAAAAUGGAUUUUACUUCAUGAGACAUUAAUUGUUCUCUAUAAGCCAUUGUAGUGUUGCACUGUACGAUAAUUUUUUUCAAUUGUGUGAGCCUGAGCUUAGAUGGCGUAAUCUCUCCACUCCAUUGCAAGAAUCGAACCGCCGGUGCAGAUUGGCGACAUUAACCUUUGAUCUCAUUCUAUUUUUGUAAAAGGAUCCAAAAAGUAAUGUGUUAAAAUUGUAUGUAAACUUUCUGUCAUUUUUUGUAUACUUGUCUUCUUAGGUUAGCUUUGUCGUCAUUUAUGUUUAAUAAACAUACAAAUUGACAAUGUCAAUGUUAUGUAUGUACCUACAAUGAUUUGUGAAAUUUACUC
Molecule: messenger RNA, 1146 nt
Organism: Amyelois transitella
Lineage: Eukaryota; Metazoa; Arthropoda; Insecta; Lepidoptera; Pyralidae
Product: protein FAM32A
Exons: 2
Coding region: 434-772 (112 amino acids)
Cellular component (GO): nucleolus
Source: RefSeq, a predicted model, not a curated record